AUGUCAGCUGUGGCUGCUGUUCCGACCAGUCUAGGGUCCAGAACCAACAGAGACGACAAUACGGACCACGAAGUCGAGCCGUUUGGAGUUGAACGGAGAGGAUGCAAGCCGCUGGCAUAUCGCCAGUCUGUAACAGCCAAGCAGGCGGUGGAAGGCAAAGUGUGCCAUUCGCAAUCCGAUCAAGAGCUUCGGCCGCCAUUUCCGAUUGAGGCGCGUGGUACCGGAUCUCAUCCGGACUCCUCUUCCUCCGCCUCCUUGCGAUCCCACAUGGCAACUUGCCGAUCAUCUGGCGACUUCGCUGCCACAGUUCGGCCGGCGAGUUUUUCGUCAACCCGUCCGGUUGAAGCGUCUGACGCCGGUGAACAUUUCGCUCCAGACAACCGAUGGCUCGGCGAGAAAAAUGCUUGGGUUGCCUAUUACACGACAAGACUGGUCGCAGGUCGUGAGGCGGACGUCGACAAGAAGGGAGGACGAACAGUCUCCUCCAAACUGGCCAAGCUAAGGUGCGAGGAAGUUGGUACUGUACCGGAAGAGGACGAAUGUGAAGACGAUAGAGACGGAUGUGAACCGGCCGAGGUUGAAGUGGAGCCCGAAGUUGAGACUGCAGUAGAGGAACAAGGCAAAAAGGAGCAUAAUGCAUGGUUUAAAGCAGAGAACGAUCAAAAGACGACUGGAGCUGAUGCUGUGGCGAGAGGAGGUCGGUGGAAGAGUGAUCCAAACCAAAGUGUACAACAUCACCAGUCUUACCAUCUUUCGCCAGAGCCAGACGAAAGAGACAGAAGCAACCGUCUUUCUUUUAAUUCAGACAACGAAAUCUCCUUCGCGUCCGUCUCCACUCUGGCAGUCUCCACAUCGUCGCCAUCCCCUUCAUCUGCCCUCCAUCAUUCAUCCCUUUCCUCCAAUUCCUCCUCUCCCUCGUCUGUCUCCCCGACAACUUUAGUCAGGCGGCCAAGGAUACCGCCAUCCUCCGUAAAAAUGAUGCUUUCCUCGCUCCAUUGCAGCUGCCCAUCGCCGGGGGCCUGGAGCCCUGGCAACGGUGCAUGGGCUUGGAGCAGCCUUGCUCAGCGAAAUCCGACCAAUUUAGACCUGGCGAUUGCGUCAAAGGGUCAACCGGAGAUGUUUCCACAACACCAACAGACGGAUUGGUCUUGGUAUCUGGACAGUCCUUAUGACCAACUGGCACAUCCGCCCGUUGUAGGUCAGUCGGAGCAGCACAGUUUCCCACCGAAAGAGGACGAUCAGAGCAUCAAUUUCCCUCGACUCAACGAUUCCCCAACGAGAUCCAAUCGGCCAUUCCUCAGUCGACAGCAGCAACAUGUACAAAUGUUGCUUCGGCAUGGCAUGAGCCAACCGAUGCAAAGACCUCGGCGUGUCGACGUAUUCCACGCUGUGCCGCCAUUGACGACCGGUGUUGACGAAUUUGUCUCCAGCAGGCAGGACGGAGAGCACGAUGAAGAGGAGGACGAAGAGGAAGAGGAAGAAGAGGAAGGGGAAGGAGAAGAAGAAGAAGAAGAGGAAGAGGAGGGGGAAGAAGAAGCAGGAGGAGUAGAGGGAGAAGUAGGAGAAAAUAGGGAGGAGAUUAUCAGGCCAAUCAGACUGCAUCUCUGCUCGUCAGCACAGCAAGAGUCGCUGCUGCUUCCGCCUCAUCUCACAUUUCGUACGUCCACUCGCCUAGCGAGAUGUGCAGAAGAGGACGAAGAGGAGGAUGUGAACGGGAGGGAUGACUCUUUCGCAACAGAACACGAGAAGGAGGAGAUUGACGAUGAGUUGGAGAGAGCAAAAAGAGACACUCUUUGUGUCGGAGAAAGUCAUCUUUUCCGCGGCCAAUGUCCAACUCGGCUCUGCAUGAGGACAGUUGUGGGGCUCGGGGCAGAGUCGGGCUCCCACUUGUACCGCUGGCCGGAGGCGCAAGUAGACGAGUCUACCGCUUUCCUGAUGCCCAGGUCGAGUGUGUCCGGCCAAUUCGCCUACCCUCAAAACCCUGGGACAAGCGGGCCCGGGAGACAUGUCAAUUGGCCGAUGAGCCUCUCGACAGAAACGCACAACUUCCAACUCAGGGCUCCAGCACUAGCCGCCGACGUCCGAGUCUUCCCA
Molecule: messenger RNA, 2094 nt
Organism: Protopolystoma xenopodis
Lineage: Eukaryota; Metazoa; Platyhelminthes; Monogenea; Polystomatidea; Polystomatidae
Source: the annotation of a GenBank genome assembly